Molecule: messenger RNA, 1270 nt
Organism: Lagopus leucura (white-tailed ptarmigan)
Lineage: Eukaryota; Metazoa; Chordata; Aves; Galliformes; Phasianidae
Gene: OMD
Product: osteomodulin
Exons: 2
Coding region: 1-1257 (418 amino acids)
Molecular function (GO): protein binding
Source: RefSeq, a predicted model, not a curated record
AUGGGGAUUCUGAGCCAACUAUCAAUCAUUUACCUCCUUUGGACCACCGCUGCAUUUUGCCAAUAUGAAGACUACGAUUUUGGGGACGAAUAUGAUGAGCCAGAUCAUCAACAUCCAUAUUAUUUUAACUCUAAUCCAGGCGCACAAGCUGAGGUUCCCCACUUCCCUUUUCCAGUCGAGUGUGCCAGAGAAUGCUUUUGUCCGCCAGAAUUUCCGCUAUCUAUGUACUGUGACCAUCGUAAGCUUAAAACAAUACCAAACAUCCCUGCUCACGUCCAACAACUCUAUCUGCAAAACAACGAUAUUGAAGCUGUACCUGCAGGACCAUUCACUAACGUUACCAUUUUAAGAGAAAUUAAUCUGAGCUUCAACAAAAUUAAGUCUCAUAUGAUUGAUCGUGGUGUUUUUGCCAAAUUGUCAAACUUAGUGCAGCUUCACUUACAGCACAAUGAAUUAGAUGAAUUUCCAUUCCCACUUCCCAGCUCUCUGGAGAGACUCCUCCUUGGCUUCAAUACGAUUUCCCAGUUACCUGGAAUUGCACUGGACGGAUUACCAAACAUCACCAUGCUUGACCUCUGCAAUAAUUUUCUUGACGAUUCAGUACUCAAAGGAAAUCACUUUUCAGUCAUGAGCAACUUAAUGCAGCUGAAUUUAUGCAACAACAAAUUACAGACCAUGCCUCCCAGCCUGCCGUCGUCACUUAUGUAUCUCUCUCUAGAAAAUAACUCCAUUUCUUAUAUUCCAGAAAACUAUUUCAGCAAACUCCCCAAAAUCAUUGCCCUAAGAAUGUCUCACAAUAACCUGCAGAACGUUCCACGCAACACCUUCAUUAAUCUACCAAACCUUUUAGAACUUAACCUUGGACAUAACAAAUUGAAACAAGUAUUCUAUAUUCCAAGAAGUCUGCAGCAUUUGUAUAUUGAAGACAAUGACAUUGAAAUGAUAAAUGUUACUUUGAUGUGUCCAUCCAUUGAUCCAAUGAACACCAACCAGCUAACCUAUCUACGGGUGGACCAAAAUAAGCUAACAGCUCCAAUAAGCACAUAUGCCUUCUUUUGCUUCCCUCAUAUUAGAACCAUUUACUAUGGAGAACAAAACAGAAAUGGCAACAAGUCCACACAAAUCAGAACAGCAGUGUUCCGACGACUUUUAACACCCGAAGAAUACGAUGAAAUAGAAGAUGAUCAUGAAACACACGAUCAAGAGACUGAGGAAGAGCAUGAAGCAGAAAACUAUUUUUUUCCUCACUUUUGGUGAAAUAAUCAUUGUU